Molecule: messenger RNA, 425 nt
Organism: Haliotis rubra (blacklip abalone)
Lineage: Eukaryota; Metazoa; Mollusca; Gastropoda; Lepetellida; Haliotidae
Exons: 4
Coding region: 1-393 (130 amino acids)
Source: RefSeq, a predicted model, not a curated record
AUGGCUGACAACGAAGCACAAUUUCAACAAGAUCCCAGUGUGUCUGAUGGUUAUGCCACGGUCCAGAAGGUUCAGUGCAAACGGUUCAUGAACAGGGCUUAUGCAGGUGCAGGACCAUCGUCUGAAAAUGCAGUUCUAAUCGACUAUGCGGGACCAGUUGCAGCCGAAUACAACAACUGUGGAGAAACGAAUGAUGACGGUCUGACCUACGCCGACCUUGCCCUUGAUCCGCCAACCUUUAUCGACGGCAACCCCAUCAUACACAGAAGGGAGGAGCCCGUGGUAUAUGAGGAGAUAGACUUCGCCCUCACCCCCGGGCCGCAGCUGCCGGACAAGAUCUGGGAGGUUGAGGAGCAGGAGGAGGAGGAGAGAAGGCAGUGCUUCUGGGAAUGAUGAUGAACAAACCUUGACAAUCCCUAGCUGCC